Messenger RNA from Alnus glutinosa, 3654 nucleotides. Its product is annotated as putative calcium-transporting ATPase 13, plasma membrane-type. Gene Ontology annotation, biological process: calcium ion transmembrane transport. The transcript has a single exon. Gene Ontology annotation, cellular component: intracellular membrane-bounded organelle; membrane. The record is from RefSeq and is a predicted model, not a curated record. The coding region runs from base 313 to 3528 and encodes 1071 amino acids. NCBI's taxonomy places the organism in Eukaryota, Viridiplantae, Streptophyta, Magnoliopsida, Fagales, Betulaceae. Gene Ontology annotation, molecular function: ATP binding; ATP hydrolysis activity; P-type calcium transporter activity.
CAACAUAUCUCUAUAUAUCCAUAUUACUAUUCUCCAGCCUUUCUUCACAAGGAGUACUAUCUGUAUUAUCCUCACUUUCCUCCAUUGAUUCAUAGCAGGUUUUUGCUCAUUAAUUUACAUCCUUCAUAUGUUACUUACAGAAAAAAGAAUUAUUGCUUUUACUUAAAUCUCUGAUUCCUACAUUGUCAAUUAAUCCUUGAUUUCUUACACAUCAUCUUUACAGUAGUGAACUUUAUUUUUCUCCAUCUCCCUGAGGCAUCAUUGAUUAUAGUGAUUUGCUUCCUUUACGCCCCUCUUGUGCUUUCCAAACCAAUGGCUACAAUUCUCCCACCAAAGUUGGUGUGCAUUGAGACUAUACUUCAUGUGCCAGAAAUCCUAAGCCUACCCAACAAGAGAUGGCACUCUGCUUUUGUGACCAUCUAUUGCUCUAGAACCCUACUAUCUUUUUUCAAAGAUUCUCUGUCCCAAAAGAAAAAUAUUACUGAGAUUUCAUGUUGUCCAUCUUCCACCAUUGUGGAUCUCACACCAAGCAAUAGCUUCAAAAUUGUGAAAGAAAAAAAUGUUGGCAGCCUUCAUUCUCUUCCAGAGAUGAAAAAUGCUGGCGUUUCAUGCUCUCCAUCUUUCAUCAUCAUAAAUCUCAAACGUCUCACUCAACUUGUGGAAGAGAAAAAUGCCGAGCUUUCUCAUUGUCCAUCUUCCACCAUUGUGGAUCUCAAACCUGACAAAAGGUUCAAAAUUGAUCAAACCAGUCUCAUUCAACUUGUGAAAGACAAAAAUGUUGAGAGGCUACGAAAAAUUGGAGGAGUUGAUGGAGUAGCAUCCAGUCUUGAAGCCACUGUUGAAUUCGGCAUUCAAGGAGAUGCUGAAGAUAUUGCUCUCCGACAUGAGGCUUUUGGCUCCAACACAUAUAAAAGACCGCCUACAAAGAGCUUCUUCCAUUUUGUAGUGGAAGCCUUCAAGGAUCUUACCAUUUUCAUCCUUUUAGGCUGUGCCACACUUUCUCUUGCUUUCGGCAUUAAAGAGCAUGGAAUCAAAGAAGGUUGGUAUGAUGGCGGAAGCAUAUUUGUUGCUAUACUUCUUGUCAUUGCUGUUUCUUCCAUUAGCAACUUUAGGCAAAACAGACAAUUUGAAAAGUUAUCGAAAGUUAGCAACAAUAUCCAAGUUGAUGUUGUCAGAGCUGGGAGGCGUCAACAUAUUUCAGUAUUUGAAAUUGUGGUUGGAGAUGUCGUUUGCUUAAAGAUCGGAGAUCAAGUUCCAGCCGACGGGCUAUUCUUUGACGGCCACUCAUUGCAAGUGGAUGAAUCCAGCAUGACAGGGGAGAGUGACCAUGUAGAAGUAAAUUGCAGUCAGCCAUUUUUGGUUUCGGGUACUAAGGUGGCUGAUGGCUAUGCUCGGAUGCUUGUGACUUCAGUUGGCAUGAACACAACGUGGGGCGAGAUGAUGAGCUCCAUCAGCCGUGACACAAACGAAGAGACACCUUUACAAGCUCGCCUCAACAAGUUAACCUCAUCAAUAGGUAAAGCUGGUUUGCUAGUCGCUUUCCUAGUUCUCGUAGUCUUGUUGGUUCGCUACUUCACAGGAAAUACGGAAGAUGAUAAUGGAAAUAAAGAAUUCAAUGGCAGCAAGACCAAGGUUGAUGACAUAGUGAACGCUGUGGUGGGGAUUGUUGCUGCUGCAGUUACUAUAGUUGUGGUUGCAAUUCCAGAAGGUUUGCCAUUGGCCGUCACCCUCACACUUGCUUAUUCCAUGAAGAGAAUGAUGGUUGAUCAGGCAAUGGUGCGAAAGCUCUCUGCCUGUGAGACCAUGGGCUCUGCCACCACCAUUUGUACUGAUAAAACAGGCACUCUCACGCUCAACCAAAUGAAGGUGACUAAUUUUUGGUUGGGGAAAGAAACUUUUGCAGCAGGUUCUUACUCAUCAAUUGCUCCAUACGUUCUUGAAUUGGUCCAGGAAGGAGUUGCUCUGAACACAACCGGUAGUGUUUACAAGCCUAAUUCAGGAUCUGAAAUCGAGUUCUCAGGUAGCCCCACUGAAAAAGCAAUUCUUUCAUGGGCUGUUCUGGACCUAAACAUGGAAAUGGAGCAACUGAUGCAAAGUUGUAUGAUUCUUUUCGUUGAAGCAUUUAAUUCCCAGAAGAAACGAAGCGGAGUCCUUAUGAGGAGAAAGGUAGACAACACAAUCCAUGUACACUGGAAAGGUGCUGCAGAGAUGAUACUGAAGAUGUGUUCAAGUUACUAUGAUGCUUCUGGAAUUGUAAAAGAUCUGGAUGACGCUGAAAAGAUGAAAUUUGAGCAAAUUAUUCAAGGUAUGGCAGCUAGCAGCCUCCGGUGCAUUGCAUUUGCGCAUAAACAGGUUUCAGAAGAAGAUCAAGAAAAUAAAAAGCUAAAAGAAGAUGGUUUGACCCUAUUAGGACUUGUGGGGCUUAAGGACCCAUGUCGUCCAGGGGUGAAGAAAGCUGUGGAAGAUUGCCAAUAUGCCGGUGUGAACAUUAAAAUGAUCACGGGAGACAAUGUUUUCACUGCAAAAGCUAUAGCCACCGAGUGUGGGAUACUCAGGCCUGGUCAAGACAUGGUCAGUGGAGCAGUAGUAGAAGGCGUGGAAUUCAGAAACUACACGCCAGAGGAGAGAUUGGAGAAAGUUGAUGAAAUUUGUGUGAUGGCAAGGUCCUCUCCCUUUGACAAACUUUUGAUGGUAGAAUGCUUGAAACAAAAAGGUCAUGUGGUUGCAGUUACUGGCGACGGCACAAAUGAUGCACCAGCACUUAAAGAAGCUGAUAUAGGACUUUCGAUGGGGAUUCAAGGCACCGAGGUGGCCAAGGAAAGCUCAGACAUUGUCAUUUUGGAUGAUAAUUUUGCUUCCGUGGCCACAGUUCUGAAGUGGGGAAGAUGUGUCUAUAACAACAUCCAGAAGUUCAUCCAAUUUCAACUUACUGUAAAUGUCGCUGCUUUGGUGAUCAACUUUGUGGCAGCAGUUUCAACUGGUAAAGUCCCGCUAACAGCAGUGCAGUUAUUGUGGGUGAACUUGAUCAUGGAUACAUUGGGUGCUCUGGCUCUUGCGACAGAGCAACCCACUAAGGAGCUGAUGGAUAAACCACCUGUGGGUCGGACAGAGCCACUCAUCACCAACAUUAUGUGGAGAAACCUCUUAGCCCAAGCUUCAUAUCAAAUAGUCAUCCUCUUGACCCUGCAGUUCAAAGGUGAAUCAAUCUUUGGUGUGACUAAGAAGGUAAAUGAGACCUUAAUCUUUAAUACUUUUGUUCUUUGCCAAGUCUUCAAUGAAUUCAAUGCAAGGAAGCUCGAGAAGAAGAACGUCUUCAAGGGGAUACACAAGAAUAGAUUGUUUUUGGGGAUCAUUGUGAUAACCAUUGUUCUUCAGGUGAUCAUGGUAGAGUUUUUGAAGAAGUUUGCAGAUACAGAAAGGUUGAAUUGGGUGCAAUGGGGUGCAUGCAUUGGAAUCGCAGCACUAUCUUGGCCAAUCGGUUGGAUUGUCAAGUGGAUACCUGUUCCACAGAAACCAUUUCUUAAUUAGCUACCUAAUGUGAUAUCCCAGUCCAUAAUAAGAGUAUUUAAGAAAGGACCUAAAUAAGUAGAUUAUAUGUUCUAUUUGAAAGUGGUUUAUGAAAAUAAUAAUUAUUAUUAUUUUUUUGAACUAAUA